This is a messenger RNA of Sarcophilus harrisii (Tasmanian devil), 1157 nucleotides long. Its product is annotated as keratin-associated protein 10-8-like. Gene Ontology annotation, cellular component: keratin filament. Gene Ontology annotation, molecular function: structural molecule activity. NCBI's taxonomy places the organism in Eukaryota, Metazoa, Chordata, Mammalia, Dasyuromorphia, Dasyuridae. The transcript has a single exon. The record is from RefSeq and is a predicted model, not a curated record.
AUGGCAGACACCUGUUUUUCUGGGCCUUGUGUUCCCACGGCCUCGGCCGUCUCGGUCUGCUCCAGUGACGUGAGCUUCGGCAGCAACAGAGUCUGCUUGCCCAGUUCUUGCACCGGCUCUUCCUGGCAGCUGGACGACUGCCCAGAGAGUUGUUGUGAACCCAGCUGCUGCGGCCCCAGCUGCUGCACCCCCUCUUGCUGCCCAGCCCCAUGCUGCACGCCGGCCCCCUGCCUGACCCUCGUGUGCCGGCCGGUCUGCUGCGUACCCGCCACCUGCCAGACGGCGUGUGAACCCGGCCCCUGCCAGGCUGUCUGCACCUCCUGCUGCCAGCAGUCUUGCUGCCAGCCCACUGGCGCCACAAAGGUCUUCCUGUAACAGUCCUGCUGGGCUCCACUACCCCUCCACUACCACGUAUUUUCCUUCUGUCCACUACCACUACCACCUCCUUCCUUCCAUCCACGAUUCCAGCCCUCCUACUGUGUGCCUAUCUCCCUACAAACCCUCUUCACCCCGUCCUCCACUGCUCUUGCUGCACCCUCCUGCUGUCCAGCCCCCACCUGCUGCCGCCCCGCCUCCUGCGUGUCCCUCCUCUGCCGGCCCACCUGCUGCAAGCCCGCCUGCUGCGCUCCCAGCUGCGGCCAGAAGUCUUGCUGCUGACCCCAGGCUGCUGCUCGCUGUCCCCCUGGCUGACGCCCUCUGUCUCUCCCCCGCCCCGGGAGCCACUUCUGCUGGUCUCCUGGAUCCCUCCCCGGGGAUCAGCCUCAGUAAGUGACCGGCCACCACCCGCCACCCUGCCUUGCAGAGACCUCAGAGAUGCCAAGGUGCAGCCAACAGCUCUGUCAUCUGAACCCCUGUAAGUCUCUUCCAAACCAUGGCUGCCCCAGCCUCGGCCCCUGCUUGGCGUGCACCCGGGCCCACUGCUUGCAGCCCCCGGACAGGCUCUCUCUAAUGUCAGCGUGCAAGAGGAUGGCCUUGGCCACAGCCUGUCUGUUAAUAAACACCAUGAAUUCAUUUUUCUGCCUCUCACUUGUCCUGUUUCCACAUCUUGGGUCCAUCCAGAAAAGCAGGAGCCUCACGCUGCCACAAGGGAGCCUGAGGAACCCAUGAGGCCCCAGGAGUCAGUGACUCUAAAGUGAUCGGCGUACCAUGCACACGCC